AUGUCCGCCCGCCACGCGAUACAGGCCUGUCGAGCCUGUCGCAAAAAAUGCGAGUACCGCCCCGGUGAUGCCGGUUCAGAGCCCGCGCCCAACCCUGAUCUCGCCUCAAGACUGCACGACUUGGAACAGCUCCUCCAAGGGAAAGGGCUCAGCGACCUGAUGCCCCUGCCUUCGUAUGCAAACGUCAACUCGUCAUUCCCUGCAGCAUUCUUCCUCGACCCAGAUCAUUAUUCCAAAUUUGGCCAACAUGACCUCUCCUCCGAGCAAUUGCCCUGGGCGGAAAAGGCCCACACGCUCGUCCAGGAUGACUGGCGAGAGGUGUGCGAGCGCUUCCUGUCCACCGUCUAUACCUGGUUACCGAUGAUUAGCAAGAAGCGCCUCUAUUCCGAGUUGACCUCUUCUAAUCCUGACACCAGGGCCGGCAAUGCGCUGUUCCUGCUAAGCAUGAAACUGUGCACCGGCAGGCCCCUCCAGUCUGCCGAUAAUUCCUCCUCGUAUGCAGAUAAUGAGCUGUACAGUGCUGCGAGGCAAUGCCUCUUCUGCGCAGAGUCGGGAGGAUACGUGUCGCUGCGGUUGGUCCAGUCCCUCGUUCUCUUGGCGGUUUAUGAAAUGGGCCAUGCCAUCUAUCCGGCGGCGUACUUGACGGUUGGCAGGGCGGCGAGGCUGGCCAUGGUUAUCGGGCUACAUAAUACCAAGCUCGCAACGCAGCUGUUCGUCUUGCCGGAUAUGUGGAGUUUGAGGGAAGAGCAGGGACGGACGUGGUGGGCGAUUUUCGUUCUCGACAAGUACAAAGUCUUGCCCCCGAUCCUGUCACCACAUGUGCUUGUCAGCCUUGGAUCGCCCGGCUUGCCCUUCGCAACGCCGGACCCGUCUGUUGACCACCUCCUGCCUUCCAACGACCGAGACUGGAACAACGGCGUAAUCAGCAUAAACGAACCCGUCCUCGCACAAUCGUUCCACGCCGCCAAUUCCAUUGGGAGUUUUGCAAGAACAUGCCAAGCAGCGCAUGUGCUGGGCAAGACCAUGGCCCACAUCAAUCGCUGCAAGUCGGCCAUGACUGACGUUACCGAAGUUGUUUCGGAGGCGUUGCAUCUUCACAAAGCGCUCGUGGCGUUGGACACCAGUCUCGGCAGCCCGCUCGACUCUUUCCAAGGAGAGGGGAGUUCUGGUCCUGAUUCUGCUGACGUGGAGGACAUGAAUUACACUGCCUUGUCGAUAUGCUGCUCGGCCCGGUACUUGCUCUACACACAGUACGCGUGUAACGAGAGCAACAGGUCCGCUGGCCCAGAGCGCAUAGCACUAGAGGCGGAAGCGCAGCAGCUAUCUAUACAGGGCAUGGAGCAUCUCAGCGGCGUCUUGCUGCCGCAGAUAGCACGGCACAUGGAGCACAUGGUUGCUUCGCCGGCAGUGAGACCGAGUGUGAGUUUUGUGCCGGGGCACAGCAUGUAUUAUUCCGCCAUUGAUUGUGCGUGCUUUUACAAGGAGUUUGGUAGUCGGACCAUGCUGGAUGGCAUCAAGCAGAUUGUCCAAGGGUUCAAGGCGCUGCGGACGGAGUGGAGGGUUGGAGCGGAGUAUUUGGCCCUUUUGGACAAGGAGCACGUGCUUGAGUUGCUUGAGUAA
Messenger RNA from Metarhizium brunneum ARSEF 3297, 1620 nucleotides. NCBI's taxonomy places the organism in Eukaryota, Fungi, Ascomycota, Sordariomycetes, Hypocreales, Clavicipitaceae. The record is from RefSeq and is a predicted model, not a curated record.